GUCGUUAUUACUCGUUAACCUCAAAUAAGUGUUUUUCUUUUUCCAUUCCCAAGUGAUUUUCACCGGUAGCAAGGCUUUCUCAAAACAUCAUUGAUAUCUAAAAACAUUCUAUUUUCUUGUUCUUAUUUUUGGCUCAUUAAAGUUGGGAGAAUCCUAUUUCAUUGAACCCAAGUCGUUGCACAGGAAGUAUGCCUGCCAUAAGAGCCUGUGUAUAACCCUUCAAAAAAUGUGAUUUUCGUGAAUUGUUUUCUCGACAACUAAACAGUAGAUCCCGUAAUAAUUCUUGGAAUAGAUGCACGAUGUACUAUUCUAGCAUAUUUCCAAAUUUCAACUCUUCAAGUUUGAAUUUUCGAUUUCCAUUAGAUUCACUUUUAAACGGUCUAAAAGUCAACGACUAUGAGUGCUUUUUUUUAAUCGUAACAAAAAGUAUGAGGAGCGUGCACCUAAACGAUCGAUAACGAAAGGAGUACGUCGUCGCCUAGGCGAUCAUCAAACAAGCAUCCACCGCUUUCGAGUUCGGUGAUUCAUACAUUCACGAAGAUUUGUCCGCAUUCGAAAACUUCUAAUGUCCGAGAUAACGGAAAUUCUUUUAACCAAAUAUUACGGUUUCGGCGCGGAUCCAAAUAACAAAAAUUACCUAUCGAGCCACGAAGCCAUUUAUGAUCCGAAAAAAUUUGAUAAGAAAACGGAGUCGACUGAAUCUGCCGAGAAAGAAGCGAUCGAAGAAGCUACGUCACAGAGGACGAGUGUAGAGGGAAAAAAGGACGACGAAGAAGAUGGGACUCGGAGCAUUCGAAUAGAGGCUGUCCGUUCCUCACGAGCAAUUCUCGAUGUCGAUAGUUUCGAGGAAGGAGCAACCGAAAUUUACGAAUACGAAUCGCUACUGGAAUCGACGUUGCCCCAAGAAAACGAUGUCCAGGAAGGGCAUAGAAUAAUUCAAGAUUUCAAAGAACCGUUGACUCCCGAAAAAGAGAAGAAAGCCGAUGAAGCGACAGAAAUUUUGAACCAAAAUGGGUCAAAAUGGACAACUCAUUUCGACGAGGCUUCGGAACACGCUUCCGACAUCUCUUCCGUUCGAACAACUAAAAAAACUCGGAACAAAAGCGCUCUAACCACUUCUGGAUCGACUUUGUCUUCUCAGACGCUCCAACCCCCGAAAAAAUUACCAUCCUGCAAUGGCAUCUUUCUCGACAUGACGAAUCUCUCACUCUUGGAAUUUCCUCUUGAUAUUAUCGCAAACUUACCCAAUUUGAGGAUGCUUUAUUUGGAGAACAAUUCAUUGACGAACUUGCCCGACGAACUAUUCUCGGGCCUGAGAGUUCUGCAGUGGCUCGACCUGAGGAACAAUCAACUGAAGAGUCUACCAGCGACUGUGAAACAUCAUCAAUGCUUGGAAACGAUACUCCUCGAUGGAAAUUUAUUCGAAGAGCUACCACUCGAACUGUGUCUACUGCCCAAUUUGAAAGAACUUCAAGCUUCAAGAAAUCCGCUCUUUCUUCCACCUCCGGAUAUUCUCGGUCUCGGUUUUGCAGCUACAAUCAACUUCUUACGAAACGAAUGGAACAAAUUGCAUCCCGACGAAGCUGUCUCGCUGCCAGAACGCGAGAAAAAAGCCAAGCUUCCUACGAUUCUCUGUUCGGAUCCACCGGUUGUGAAAACGACGUCGAAAACUUCACGAAUUUUUGGUAGUGCUUCAACGGGUCACAUUGGUGGAGAAACGAAGAAGACAUCGGUCAGAGAAAGGGGCUGGAAUUACAAGCCGAGCAACAGAUGUAAGAAUCGCGGUUCAGACGAAGCACUGGAAAUGAGACUUCUGUGGAUCGCCAAAGUCAAAGAAAUGCUUACGAAACAGACACUCGCAUUGCAGAAAAUAAAAGAUCAAGAUGCCCUGAAAAACUGGAGACGAGAUAGACGAAGUUAUAAGAGAAGCAUGAGCAGAGCAGCCAGCAGAACAGAAGAAGACACCCCGUUCGGGAUCGAUAUUCAUUCCGAUGGUUCUUCGCUCAAGAGUCAAUCGAAAAUGCCUUUGCAGAGCGUUAAAACAAGAAAACGACAUCUGGAUUGGGCAACAAAUAUCGAUCACAAAAUGAAAGAUCUCUACGAGUCGCUCAAUCAGUUGGAAAAAUCUAGAGAAUCGAAAACCAUGACGCCUCGUUCUGAGCAGAAGCUUUUGGAGAACGAGAUUAAAAAAGUACAAAUUAUAACUGUGCCGAGAAGACUCGUCAGCAGCUCGAUACAUUAUUUUUUCCUAUUUUCUAGCUUUCUGAUGUACAAGACGAAAUCGAGAGUCUUCGUCGAUGCAACGACACAACGCUGGGACUCUGCACAGGCCUUGAUUUUUCACCUCAAACUCAGCCAUACAAGCCUCCGCCGUCCAUCAUUAUAUAAAAUUUUAAAAACAACCAACAAGUUCAAAUCAAGUGGUCGCAAGUAUUUCAGUCUUUACGAAUUUUUAUUUAAAUUAACCAAAGAUGAUCACAAUUUGUAUUGUAAGAUUAAUAAUUCAUUACAAUAUUUCAGAUUCAAAGACGAUAGUGAGAUGACUGGAUUGAUUAACGCAAUGAUGUGGAUUUUUUUAAUCCUUUUUGUAAAAAAUUUAACCAAAUGCUCAACUCGUGCGGAGAAAAGAUAAUAUAAAAAUGAUACACGCAACGCUGGGUAAAGCAUCGUAAUUCUAAGUUUUUCACGAAAGAAGUAAUUUCUAAUUGAAAUUUGAAGCGGAAACUUGUCGAUGAAAAUUCUUAGUAUUACAACGUAAUACGAAGCGAGUUUUUGAAAUCAUUUUCUUGCCGCUUCCUUUCAAGCGUUCAUUGCACUUGGUUACACGGAAUAAAUGUACCAGCUGUAUGUCAAUAAAACAUGCUACUUUGAGCAAACUGUA
Messenger RNA from Venturia canescens, 2881 nucleotides. RefSeq lists its product as uncharacterized. The record is from RefSeq and is a predicted model, not a curated record. The coding region runs from base 566 to 2632 and encodes 688 amino acids. The transcript is spliced from 10 exons. NCBI's taxonomy places the organism in Eukaryota, Metazoa, Arthropoda, Insecta, Hymenoptera, Ichneumonidae. Gene Ontology annotation, molecular function: protein binding.